UACAAACUUCCUUGUGAGUUGCUUAUUGUUUCUCUCAGUUGUUGUGUCAACUUGUGUCCAGUUGCCACACCACAUCACACCUGCGCCGAGAUGAACAUAUCAAGAUAUUCCUCCAUGUCGUCUUACGGCGGACCGACCUACAGCCAGUCUGUGCGGAGAUCCAUGCCGCUCCAGUCCAGCGCCAGCAGCGUUAGCGGCUUCGGCAACCGCUUAGCGGUCAGCCGCGUCUCCAGCUCCCUCCACCGCUCCGGCUCCUUCGGCAGCAGCAGCAGCGGCGGCGGCGGCAUGGGCAUGGGCAUGGGCAUGGGCAUCGGGGCUGGCUCCAACCAGAAGGAGACCAUGCAUGAUCUGAACGACCGGCUGGCCACCUACCUCGACAAAGUGCGCAACCUGGAAAGCGCAAACGCCCAGCUGGAACUGCAAAUCCAGGAGCACUUGGACGCCCGCUCGCCCAGCAGCCGCGAUCUUAGCGUCUACGAUAAACCCUUGAACGAUCUUCGUAAAGAGGUCUUUGAUAUGACUGUGGACAACGCCCGCCUGAUCCUGCAGAUUGAUAAUGCCCGGCUAGCGGCUGAUGACUUCAGAGUGAAGUGGGAGUCAGAGCUGACCAUCAGGCAGUCUGUGGAGAACGACAUCAAUGGUCUGCGCAAAGUCAUCGACGAUACCAACAUUGGCCGCCUGAACCUGGAGACCGAGAUUGAAUCGAUGAAAGAGGAGCUGAUCUACAUCAGGAAGAACCAUGACGAGGAGGUCAAAGCCCUCCGGUCCCAGAUCAGCGACUCGACCGUGCAUGUGGAGGUGGAUUCCCCUCGUGGCCCGGAUAUGACCAAGAUCAUUGCCGAGAUCCGGGGUCAGUAUGAGACGGUGGCUCAGAAGAACAAGGAAGAUGCCGACAAUUGGUUCAAGACCCAGAUGGAUACCUACACGGUGGAGGUGCAGCAAAACAACGACGAUCUCGACGGUGCCAAGGGCCAACUGAGUGACCUGCGUCGCCAGUUCCAGAGUCUGGACGUUGAACUGCACAGUCUUCUGAGUGUGAAAAGCUCGCUGGAGGGCACCCUGUGCGAUACAGAGCAGAGGUAUGAGAUGGAGCUGCAGAAAAUAAAUGCGUUGAUCACUGCACUGGAGUCUGACCUGAUGCAGGUGCACCUUGAGCUGCAGUCCCACGCGAGUGACUACGAGCAACUGUUGAACAUAAAGAUGAAGCUGGAGGCAGAAAUUGCAACAUACAGACGUCUGCUGGAUGGUGAAGAUAUGGGUGGACACGUUGAAUCCACAAAAGGCGUCUCAUCGCAUACCAUCAAGAAGACCAUGACCACCACCCAGAAGCUGGUGGACGGCAAGGUGGUGGCCGAGAACGAGGUGGUCAUCAUCAAGUGAUGACACAGAUGCCGCAAGCAGCGCCUCUACGCCCCCACGCCCAGCCCGAGCACAUCUGGCCUCUUGCAGCUUAUCCGCCUUCUGUAGCUCGGCUCAAUAAAGACAUGGCUUAAAUUUUA
Leucoraja erinaceus (little skate) is the source of this 1499-nucleotide messenger RNA. Its product is annotated as keratin, type I cytoskeletal 18-like. Gene Ontology annotation, molecular function: structural molecule activity. Lineage: Eukaryota; Metazoa; Chordata; Chondrichthyes; Rajiformes; Rajidae. The transcript is spliced from 8 exons. The record is from RefSeq and is a predicted model, not a curated record. The coding region runs from base 91 to 1380 and encodes 429 amino acids.